Malassezia vespertilionis is the source of this 753-nucleotide messenger RNA. RefSeq names its product 40S ribosomal protein (gene RPS2). NCBI's taxonomy places the organism in Eukaryota, Fungi, Basidiomycota, Malasseziomycetes, Malasseziales, Malasseziaceae. Gene Ontology annotation, molecular function: RNA binding; structural constituent of ribosome. Gene Ontology annotation, cellular component: cytosolic small ribosomal subunit; ribosome. The record is from RefSeq and is a predicted model, not a curated record. Gene Ontology annotation, biological process: translation. The transcript has 2 exons. The coding region runs from base 1 to 753 and encodes 250 amino acids.
AUGGCUGAACGUGGACGUGGUGGUUUUGGACGUGACCGUGGUCGUGGCCGCGGUCGCCGUGGACCCAGGAGGGACGAGAAAGAAGAGUGGGUUCCUGUGACUGCUCUUGGUCGUCUUGUCAAGGACGGAAAGAUUAAGUCGAUUGAAGAGAUUUACCUCUUCUCUCUCUCUAUUAAGGAGUACCAGGUUGUGGACAUCUUGCUCCCCAAGCUCACUGACGAGGUGAUGAAGAUCACGCCCGUCCAGAAGCAGACCCGUGCUGGUCAGCGCACGCGCUUCAAGGCGUUUGUUGUUAUCGGCGACUCGGACGGCCAUCUCGGUCUCGGUGUGAAGUGCGCCAAGGAGGUUGCUACUGCCAUCCGCGGUGCCAUUGUCAUGGCCAAGCUCUCCAUUGUGCCCGUUCGUCGUGGCUACUGGGGUUCUGCUCUUGGUAAGCCCCACACCGUGCCCACCAAGGUCUCUGGCAAGACUGCCUCGGUCAUGGCGCGUCUUGUCCCGGCUCCUCGCGGUACCGGUAUCGUUGCCUCCCCUGCGCCUAAGCGUGUUCUCCAGCUUGCAGGUAUCGAGGAUGUGUACACGCAGUCCAAGGGCCAGACUGCCACGAUGGGUAACUUUUUGAAGGCUACCUUUGAGGCUGUCUCCAAGACCUACGUUGUGCUCACUCCUGACCUCUGGUCCGAGGUUCCCGUGCCUGAGAUGCCAUACGUGGAGCACGCUACGCACCUUGCGCGUGCUGCAAAGAGGCUGCGUUAA